This is a messenger RNA of Sclerotinia trifoliorum, 2057 nucleotides long. The record is from the annotation of a GenBank genome assembly. Lineage: Eukaryota; Fungi; Ascomycota; Leotiomycetes; Helotiales; Sclerotiniaceae.
AAUCACUUAGCUUCUAUUUCCUGCAUCUCACGGGCUAUUGCCACAAUAAGAAAAGACUUUGAGGCUGCUUACUCAAUAAUCAUUUCUAAUCGUAGAUGCAGAAAUCAGCCUCACGAUCAUAGAAAUAUAUUGCAGAUUACACCGCAACGAUAUAUCUCCCGUUUUCGUAGACGACGUGAAUAAAUAUGAGUGGUAUAGAAGUGACCGGGUUAGUUCUAGCCGUCCUCCCUCUAUUCAUCGAGGGGGCAAAGGCAUACUCACAUGGCGUUGAGACAAUUCGAAAAACCGUCUCUCGUCGGGAACGCGAUGAAAAGCUCAUGGACUUUUAUGACGAAUUCUAUUGGGAAAUGGUGCAACUGGAUCGUCAAACUUUAGGAGUUAUCAAAUCCCUGCCUUACUUGUCCGACAAACGAAAGGCCGAGCUGACAAUGGACAUUCGUUUGGAGGCCUGGGAAGCAGACGCUGAUGUUGCUCAAGCACUCUCUGAAUAUUUCGGAUCAAAGGAGGAUUUAGAUGCUUUCUUGCAUGUGAUGGGUAAAAUUGCUCAGUUGCUUUCUCAGUUGAUAAAAGAUCCUACUAUCCAUGUACUAUCCGAUGAUGUUGUGAGUACAGGUUUCGAUAACCAAAUCAUUCACAGCUAAUGAAUGUUAGGAUCAAAGCAAAAUGUUCAUUAAACUGACGAGGUUCGCCACCGAGAAGAAAAAAGGCGAGACAGCCAGUACUUUCAAGGAAAGAAUACGAUUUUGGAAAAAAGGAAAAGACCGGGAUAUAUGCCUGAAGAAUCUUUCCACAUGGAAUAAGAGACUUUUUCGUCUAACAGAGCAAGCGCAAAAGGAACCAGUCACCAAAAAAUUACCUUCAGGAGCAAAAGAUGUUCCGUCAUCUAAUUUGCGGUUACUCUCGCAAAAGCUAUACAGAGCACUCGCCAAAUGUUGGAGUUGCAAUUGCUCCACAAAACACGAAGCAAAGUUUUGUUUGAAGGCUCGUGGAGAUUCUGUGAAGCCGACGAUGACAGAGCUCGAUUUUGAUUUUUUAUUUUCCGUUGAGGAAGAUAUAAAACUGGGCAGAUGGCAAGAAGGAACUGUGGUUGUGAGAUCAAACAGGUUAGUUUCCGAGAUUCCCAAAAUUUCACCAAUCUCACUGCUAAUCUGCUUUGAUCCUCUAACAGCGAAUGUUCAAAAGACGAUCGCUCCCUUUUACAAAAAAUAUGCGACACAGUUGGGUGUAGAGGCCCCGUUGAUCAAUGCCUUCAGCUUUUGGUAGAAGACACCGGAAAUGACGAAAUGCUCUGGCAGCUUCGCUCAACUCCCAAAAGACUACCCGAGUCUGGACUUUCAAAGGCCGAAUCUUUGCAAGCAGUACUGGAAAGAUCGAUAAAGCUACCCCUGGUCACAAAACGAAGAUUGGCGGUCAUUUUCGCACAUUCCCUAUUGCAGUUACACGAAAGUUACUGGGAGAAUAAGGAGUGGAAUCAAAACCACAUAUUCUUCUUCUACGGCAUCUCCGGAGCUCUGGAUUUUCAACGUCCUUACCUAUCAACAAUCUUUGAUCCUGCUAUAAACGAAAAGCAGCCACCUUUAGAUUUGAACAGAUUCCACCGCAAUCCGAGUAUCUUGGCAUUGGGAAUUCUUCUCAUUGAGUUACACACCGGAAGGUUAAUCGAGAAUUUCCGAACCGAUGCUGAGAAUCAAGAUGUAAACGCAAACACAGAUUGGCUCGUUGCAAACCGAGUAGUUAAGACACUAGAGGAUUGCUCACUUGGUUAUCGUGAUGCUAUUCAGUCAUGCUUAGAUACGCCAUGGGUACCAGCCGGUCAGAGGGUGAAUCUGGAAGAUGUGACGACUAGGGUUGGUGUUUAUCAGGAUGUGAUCAAACCGUUGGAGGAUGAGCUUACCUAUUUAUUUCGCGAGAAAAUAUGAUUUUCAUGUUCAUCAUCAAAUUCAUGAGAGAGAGUUAUGGGCGACAACAGAUUUUAUAUUCAGAAAAUGAAGAUCUUACGCAUUCAUGGAUUUUUAUCUCUACUGUCACUCUUUGGGUCUGUGUGAGCAGAAAAAGUU